AUGGAUUUUGUUCAUCUGGAUGAGAAUCAUAAUGAAUUGUUUCAAUUAGGUGACAUUGUCAUUCUAGAUAAAUGGAAUCGAUUAGCAUUGAAUAGAAAUGAUUUGAUAUGUGUGAAAUCACCUGACAAUCAUCAUGACACAAUCUUCGGCCGUGUGAUAGCAGUUACUGAUGACACGAUUAAUACGCAACCGAAGAAUACAAGAGUAAAACUAGUUCGAAUUCCUAAAGGAAGUGUUGCUAUUAGUCUGUUAACAAACAACAACCAUGAAGAGAUUAAAAUUGUACCAAUGGGUUUAAUCGAAGGAAAAACAUUAGCUAGAAUAUGGCCACCAAAACGUUUUAACAGUCGUCUUCUUACCAUGCCAUCGACGCCAGACAUAUAG
Messenger RNA from Adineta ricciae, 384 nucleotides. The record is from the annotation of a GenBank genome assembly. Lineage: Eukaryota; Metazoa; Rotifera; Eurotatoria; Adinetida; Adinetidae.